CUUUCAAUCACAACUAUAAUAAUACUAUAAUAGUACUCAUCUUUUUUAGUGCACAACCCUUUGCAAAAGAUCCUAACACUCAAAGUUGCAAGGAAGUAACAAACAAGUGAGUGUGCAAGAUGCCUCGUAGCAGUUUUUCAGGAUCACUGUCUUCUCCCAAGUUGGAUGUGGUUGUAGACAUGGGCAAUCCAUUCCUUAACCUCACUGUUGAUGGUUUCUUGAAGAUUGGAGCUGUUGCAGCUACAAGAUCAGUUGCUGAGGAUACCUUUCAUAUAAUUCGAAAGGGAAGUGUCUCAAGUAAUGAUUUUGAGAAAACUCUGAAGAAGAUGUGUAAAGAAGGUGCAUACUGGGGAACUAUAGCUGGUGUGUAUGUUGGAAUGGAAUAUGGUGUAGAGAGGAUCAGAGGCACCAGGGACUGGAAGAAUGCAAUGUUCGGAGGUGCAGUGACAGGGGCUCUGGUAUCUGCAGCGAGCAAUAACAAAAAAGACAAGAUUGCAGUAGAUGCCAUCACAGGGGCUGCAAUUGCGACAGCUGCAGAAUUCAUAAAUUACCUCACCUGAAAGAACAAGACUGAAUGUGUUAUUACCCUUGGUCUCCUUUGUCUUUGUGUUACUGGUUAUGUAAUGAUUUUGAUGCAAUUACUAAUAAGCUGUGAUAAUCUGCUCUGUCCCUUAACAUGUUUUGUCAAUGACAUGCUCACUGUUCAGCUCAA
Vicia villosa (hairy vetch) is the source of this 712-nucleotide messenger RNA. Its product is annotated as outer envelope pore protein 16, chloroplastic. The record is from RefSeq and is a predicted model, not a curated record. Gene Ontology annotation, molecular function: amino acid transmembrane transporter activity. Gene Ontology annotation, biological process: protein import into chloroplast stroma. The transcript has 6 exons. NCBI's taxonomy places the organism in Eukaryota, Viridiplantae, Streptophyta, Magnoliopsida, Fabales, Fabaceae. The coding region runs from base 120 to 560 and encodes 146 amino acids. Gene Ontology annotation, cellular component: chloroplast outer membrane.